Messenger RNA from Lachancea meyersii CBS 8951, 1095 nucleotides. The record is from the annotation of a GenBank genome assembly. Lineage: Eukaryota; Fungi; Ascomycota; Saccharomycetes; Saccharomycetales; Saccharomycetaceae.
AUGUUUACGAGAAAACUGCUACCCGUGGGCAACACGCUGCUGGAAAAGGCUUCUCUCCCGGUUAGUAAAGCCUCAAUUACGCUUCUAACCUAUAACAUGCUGUCGCCGUACUAUAUGUGGCCGCAAGUUUACACAUAUGUGCCAGAACAAUACAAGGAUUGGUCUUACCGGCAUCGGCUGUUGGAACGCGAGAUACUGAGUCUGUACCGAGCAGACAUUAUGUGCUUACAGGAAAUGACGCAGAAGGACUACAAAGGGUUUUGGAAAACGCACUGCAAGGAGAAAAUGAACUACGGCAGCAGCUACAUUGCAAAAACUCCCCCGGCGUAUUGGAAGAGGACCAGCGAUGAAAUGGACGGGGUUGGGAUUUUCUACAACCUCGACAAGUUUCAGCAUAUUUCGACCAACAGUAUUUACUUGAACGAUCUGAUCGGACUUUUUAACAUCAACGAGCUCAACUAUCUCAAAAGCACCAUCAUCACGCUGACAAACGGUGCUGGCGAACCCAUCGCCAAAGACAGUCUUUUGAACGUGCUGCAUGGCCGAAACCAAGUGAGCCUGUUUGUGUCGCUCAUGCAUAGAGAAACUCGAACACUGUUCGUGGUCAUCAAUACACAUUUGUACUGGAAGUACGACGAGGUUAAAUUGUGCCAGUGCCUCACGAUUAUGCGCAAGCUGCACCGAGUCAUUAAGCAAUUGUUGGUCGGUAGAGACGGUGCGACGUACUCGCGUGUCAAAAUUCUGUUUGCAGGAGACCUGAACUCGAGCCCGGACUCGCCCGUCGUGAAAUUUCUGAAAGGCGAGAGCGUGCAUCGGUCCGAUCUCAGUCUUAUUAACCCGCUCCGGCCCUAUUUGAACCACUACAUUUACCAAGACACGUCUGCGGAGCUCUUCGAGCAUACCUGCUACUCUGGAAAGUUGAAGGGAAUUUUCGACUACAUCUGGUACCAUGACAGCGAUUUUAGGCUUAAGCGCAUCUUGAGCGGUGCAGAAGUUUCGCAGGAGCUGCGACAAAUGAAAGAAUUUGGACUACCAAAUAAAGGUCACCCAAGUGACCACAUACCAGUUCUGACGGAACUGGAACUACUGGAUUGA